AUGUCAUCUGUGGGGCAACUGGUACCCCCAGUUACAAAGGGCCCACCCAACACAACAUACACAUUCAACGGUCCACAUAUAGAAGGGUCUUUCUGCACCUCUAUUGACACCAAUUAUGAUCCAGUGAUUAGCAUUAUCUGCGCAAUGUAUAUUGUGUUUGGAAUUGUUUAUUCUAUAUUUGGUUACCGUUGCUUUAAAGCUAGUAUGUUCCUGACGGGAUUUACAUUUGGGUCCGCUAUUGUGUAUCUGAUAUGCCUUCAAGAAUACUUAAUGCCACCAUAUGGUAAUGUCGGAGUCGCUCUAUGUGCUGGUCUUCUCUUUGGCCUGAUAACUAUGCUGAUUCAGUAUGUGGGCCUGUUCAUGACAGGAUUUCAUACGGGACUUCUGCUAGCGGUUGCUGGUCUGGCCAUCUACGAUCAUUUUCUCGAUAAUAGACCUAAUACGUAUUGGCUGUGUGUCGUCGUUUUGUUGUUAUCGGGAAUAAUGUUCGCAGUUUUCAAUCUAUACUGGAAGAAAGUUCUGACAAUUUUCGGUACGAGUGUGUAUGGUGGGGCCGUCAUCGCUACAUCUCUGGACUAUUUUAUAGAACGCAUGGUGAUGCUUAAAUGGCUUUGGGAGCGUGCAAAGCUGGAGCCUGCAGUGCCUCCGCCUUGUGCAAUAUCAUGGUUGACACUCGCUGCUUGGCCUACGGUGGCCAUCGUUGGCUUCACAGCUCAGUGCGCCUUGACCGGCACUGGAAUCUAUCAUGAGCAAAGUAUAAGUGCACAAAAGCGUCGGCUCAAAGCGCAACCAGCCAGACCAGUGACCCGCGAACAACGCGCUGAAAUGAAACAGCGGAAAUAUCGCUAUCUCUAUCAAGUGCGGACUGCUCACGGUGACGUCAUUUCACAGUCAUACGUGCAAGCGUUACAGAAGAAGGCUCAGUGUGGUAAUUGGACCGGCAGCGGUGGUGGCGAAUGUAGCACACUGCAAAGCGACUCCACGCAUUUGACUGUCCUGGCCGGCUCCGAACAGGCUCCACCCACGGACUCAGACGACGAUCUCGAGCAAAUCCGAGCAGCACACUAA
This is a messenger RNA of Leptosia nina, 1068 nucleotides long. Lineage: Eukaryota; Metazoa; Arthropoda; Insecta; Lepidoptera; Pieridae. The record is from the annotation of a GenBank genome assembly.